ACGCAACAAGAUUCAGCACGACGCAACGAGAUGCAACAAGACUCAGAACGACGCAACGAGACGCAACAAGACUCAGAAAGACGCAACGAGACGCAACAAAACUCAGCACGACGCAACGGGACGCAUCAUUAA
Messenger RNA from Protopolystoma xenopodis, 132 nucleotides. The record is from the annotation of a GenBank genome assembly. NCBI's taxonomy places the organism in Eukaryota, Metazoa, Platyhelminthes, Monogenea, Polystomatidea, Polystomatidae.